UGUAGAGCUUUGGGAGGAAAAGUUGGGAAAGCAUAUAGUGGUUGGGAUAUUGGAAUAAGAAAGGUUAGGUUUACCGAGGAAUACAUUAACGAUAGUUUGAAUGGAAUUCCUCCCUCUCUUUCAAUCAUUGAAUGCCAUAAAGAUGAGGUUUGUGAAGUGCCUGAGGGAGCACAAGUUCUUGCAUGUUCUGAUAAAACAUGUGUAGAAAUGUUCAAAUUUGGAGACUACAUUCUAGGAAUUCAGGGACAUCCUGAAUAUAAUAAAGACAUUCUUGACAAUAUCAUUGAUCAGCUUCUUUCGAACAUCUCCUUUGAGAAGGGUUUUGCAGAAGAAGCCAAGUUGAACGUAAUGGAAGCAGAAGAUGAUAGGAAAUACUGGAAAAUGAUUUGUAAGAGCUUUCUCAAAGUCAGAUGGAUUACUUAAGUCACUUUUUAAUGACUUAUGCUUCUUUCUUCACUAUGUAUGCUUUUCUCCACUCAAUAUUGUACACUCUUCCAUUUGG
Messenger RNA from Olea europaea var. sylvestris, 502 nucleotides. Its product is annotated as gamma-glutamyl peptidase 5-like. Lineage: Eukaryota; Viridiplantae; Streptophyta; Magnoliopsida; Lamiales; Oleaceae. The record is from RefSeq and is a predicted model, not a curated record. Gene Ontology annotation, cellular component: cytosol. The transcript is spliced from 3 exons. The annotation marks the transcript as partial.